Lachancea fermentati is the source of this 834-nucleotide messenger RNA. The record is from the annotation of a GenBank genome assembly. NCBI's taxonomy places the organism in Eukaryota, Fungi, Ascomycota, Saccharomycetes, Saccharomycetales, Saccharomycetaceae.
AUGUGGGUCCGGUCAAUCCGGGUGCCUAUCAUGCGCACGCCAGAUGAAUAUGGACUUGAAUUCAAAGAAAUCACUUUUCCAUCAUUUGACGGCGUCCAUCUAAAAGGCUGGUUCAUACCUUCGAAAGGCUCCAAUAAAUUAAUUAUCAGUAACCAUCCUAUGAUGUUCAACCGCUAUGGUCACCCUGGUCAUGUAGGGAAAUUCAGCACGAUGAGUGACUUUGAAGUCCACUUUUUGCCAGAAUAUAAGGUUAUGAUCGAGGCGGGGUACAAUGUUAUUUGUUACGAUCAGCGUAACCACGGUGAAAGUGACAAAGGUGAUGGUCACGUGUGUGGGGUUGGCCGUCAUGAAUGGAAAGACAGCGUCGGUGUGAAGCAAUGGGUCGAUGCGCAUCCUGUCUUCUCAAAGAUGACGGUGAGUUUGAUGAGCAGAUGCAUGGGGGCCAAUGCGCAAUUUGAAGCGAUUGCACGGUUCCCUGAACCCUUUGCCAAUGUGAAAUGUAUGGUGGCACCCCAACCCUGUACUGUGUGUUACUUAACAGACAAUUUCUACAAGUCGCAAGGUCUCUCUGAGUUUUCUGAUUUGAUCGACAGUGAGAAACGAAAAUUAGGCGGGUUUGCGACUGCCGAAUGGGGUCCACAUCCUUUUGCGCCGGCAGUCACCAUUCCAACUCUAAUUUCUCAGGUCCACGAUGACUCAUGGACUCUUCCGGAAGACGUCCAAACAACUUAUGAUCUUUUAGGUGGUAAGGAAAAAGAGCUCUCUGGAUUUAUGGUACCACAAGGCAUUUUGACGGCUACAACUAUUUUGGGGAGCAUCCUGAAAGAAUGUUAG